AUGGCUAGGUUCUACAUUCCAUUUGUGGCUUUGGCUCUCGUUUCUGCUCUGGUCGUGUCGAAUUUUUCAGGAGCGGAUGCCCAGUCGUAUUUGGCGAUCAAGGCGCAAGCGGCCCGAAAAGCUUUUCUUGAUGCUGAAGCUGUGACGAAUGCAACUCUCGCGGAUUACAACAACAAGCUCAAGGCGGAGGCUGCGAUUCAGAAGAUCAUCGACGACGCGAACGCUGCGUUGAAUAACGCCCAGACAAAUCUCACGGCUAGAAAGCAGCAGCUGGAUGACGCGAAGGUCAAGGUCGAGCCAGCACGUCAGGAGAUGAUGAAGCAACGAGCAGCGAGGAAGGCGGAGCAGGACUACCACGACGAGCUUCAGCAGCAAGCGGUGGAGUCGGACAUCGACGCGGCAGAGCUGGAAAAGGACCUCGUCCCCGCGCAGCAGCAGCUGGACCUCGCCAAUCAGCUGCUUGCGGACCAGAUCCUCAUUGCCCAGGAGGCCACCGCCGAUUCCACCUACUACGCGCGACGCGCCGCGAAGCUCAAGACACCGGCAGCGCAGGCAGAGGCCGCCGAAGCGCAGUUAGCCCGCGCUCAGGCGAAUCGUAUUAAAGGGGCGCUUACGAGGCAGGUGGCGCUCGCGAAGGAUGCCUUGGAGUCGAUGCAGGCCGAUUUCGCCUUCGCGAUGAAGGACAAGGUUGACACGAAGAAGGCAGUGCAAGAUCACCUGCCCGACCUGAACAAGGCGAAGAAGGACGCGGCAGAUGCGGAAGCCACGUACACCAAAUACUUCAACGACACGAAAACGCUGCCCGCUGUUAUCAAUUCGCUCACGGCCGACGUUAAGGUGAAGACGUUAAACGCGGCUAAGGUCACGAAGGAUAACAAGGUGGCGCUCGGACAGGCCGCUUCUGCUCGCGCCCAGGCCGAGAUUAUCUACAAAAAUACCAAGGCGAGAUCCGACUCUCUCAAGGCUGUUGCGGACCAGGCGGACGCGGACUCGGCGGCUUACGACAAGGCCCACUCCGUCAACUGGAACAACGGCAACGCACCAGCACCAGCACCAGCGGCAGCACCAGCACCAGCAGCAGCACCAGCACCAGCAGCACCAGCACCAGCGGCAGCACCAGCACCAGCACCAGCGGCAGCACCAGCACCAGCACCAGCGGCAGCACCAGCACCAGCACCAGCGGCAGCACCAGCACCAGCGGCAGCACCAGCACCAGCACCAGCGGCAGCACCAGCACCAGCACCAGCGGCAGCACCAGCACCAGCACCAGCACCAGCGGCAGCACCAGCACCAGCAGCAGCACCAGCACCAGCACCAGCGGCAGCACCAGCACCAGCACCAGCGGCAGCACCAGCACCAAGGGUAACACCAGCACCAGCGGCAGCGCCAGCACCAGCACCAGCGGCAGUACCAGCACCAAGGGCAACACCAAGUAAAAGUGAUGUCGUGCACACGUCACGGCAGUUAAGAUUCUCAAAACCGGCAGCGUCGAAAUAG
Messenger RNA from Closterium sp. Yama58-4, 1497 nucleotides. NCBI's taxonomy places the organism in Eukaryota, Viridiplantae, Streptophyta, Zygnematophyceae, Desmidiales, Closteriaceae. The record is from the annotation of a GenBank genome assembly.